CUUAUUGUGGUGUAUCCCCUUCUCUCCUGUUUUCUGUAUAUUUCCUCUUAAAAAAACGUGUGAAGUUGACGGCAGCAUCUCUCUUCCAUCAGGGUGUGUUAAUCGUUCCAAAUUAAUGCAAGUCAAAAGCAUACAACCUAAUCUUCAUUCACCAAAGCCUCCCACUGACUCCCGGAAGCAAGAAGAAAUGACUGGAGCCCUGGCGCGGAGGAUGCGAACAGGCCAGCAAGGCUGUAAAACAGUUGAAGAGGCUGAGGGCCAGCUCUGCCAAGCGGAGGGCACAUUGUUGCUGCGCCACACAGGGCACAGAGGGCCCCGCUACGACCAUCAAGGCGUGGUUCUGCCCCACAGCAUUCUGGGUAACCUGCAGGACUUCAAGAGUUAUUUGGAGACCAGGGGAGAGACUGAGUCAGUCCGGAGGCUGCGGGAGACCACCACAGAGGCUCUGAGUGGACCCUCCUCCUCUGCCCCGGGGGGGGGGCACGCAUACAGAGGGGCUGAGGACAGAGGCGGCGGGCUCUCUGCCGGCCAGGCACACACCCAGAGCCACGCCCUGCAGCACUGGAGCACACACAUGAGGCAGCGGCGACGGCAGCAAGAGUCUCUAGCCAAGUCGCUCCACAGGCCGAAGGACUGGUUGCUGAUGAACCGAGCCAACAGCUUCCGGAGGAUUCAGGAGCAGCGAGAGCUUCUGAGCCUCGUCCUGCCAGCCAUACAGCCAGGACAUGGCUACCGUGUGGGCAGUGAGUUCUGGUCCCAGCCCGAGUGCUUGGGGGACGAGGUGGGCGGGAUCGUGGCCACCCUGACUCGUAGCCAGCGGGGCCAGCGGGAGUCCUUGGUCCGCGUAGGACAACCACGCAGCGUCCAGCAUGAGUCAGGGAAUGUGGUGUCAGAGAAGCAUGGUCCCGCCCCUAAAGGGUGGAACCAGAGUGAAUACCUCCAGCGACAACAGCAGCAGAUCCAGCCGCUUCUCAAGGAGCGGGACCUUGAAGCGCCCGACAUGGAGCACUUGGAGGUGAUAGGCUCCGCCAGGCCCGUCACACGUGUUUCAGUGCCUCCCAAGCCCUUGCACCGCGAAGAGGAAGCGCGGGAGAAGGCGACGACAGAGAAGCGAGAUCCAGGGGUGCAGGAUGAUGGUGAUGGUGAUGGUGAUGGUGAUGAUGAUGAUGAUGAUGACACCACCGUGAUGCCGGUCCCUGCCUUGAUGUUCUGCGGCCAGAGAGCCCACUGGACCGGCAGCUCCUCCUCCCAUCAGGGCCAGCUGGGGAUCAGCUCCAGGAUGGGCUUUGAGGUUGUGAUCGGGGCGACGGCCCGCUCGCACCUGCUGCUGCGUAACCAGGGCAACAGCGCCCUCUACUACACCUGGCAGCGGCUGGAGCUGCCUCGCUGCUUCACCGGCACGCCCCGCACAGCGCGGCAGAGCGCCAGCCCGCACUUCUACUUCAACUCCUCCAUGGGUGUGAUUCUCCCAUGCGAGACGCAGCAGGUGGACUUUAUGUUUAAAUCGGACACGCCUGGAAUCAAGUGUGAGCUUUGGCAGCUCAACACCCACCCCGUGCUGCUGGGAGGAGCCGCCAUGCAGCUCACACUGAGGGGAGUGGCCCUGGACCAGGACACCAACGCAGACCACAGGCUGGGCCUAGAGGUAGCCUACUGACCCCAGACCACAGGCUGGGCCUAGAGAGGGAGUUGGAGAGGAAAGCGAUGGUUAAAGUGUGCCAGUCGUUGGUCUCCGAGGUGUUGCGGGGGGUCACGACCCCUGAGAGAGCCAGCUCACCUGCAGAGCUCUACAUCACCGAAGACCAGGAGUUCCUCUGGAAG
This is a messenger RNA of Gadus macrocephalus (Pacific cod), 1821 nucleotides long. RefSeq names its product mycbp associated protein (gene mycbpap). The record is from RefSeq and is a predicted model, not a curated record. The transcript has 12 exons. Bases 116 to 1657 code for a protein of 513 amino acids. Lineage: Eukaryota; Metazoa; Chordata; Actinopteri; Gadiformes; Gadidae.